This is a messenger RNA of Myotis daubentonii (Daubenton's bat), 1416 nucleotides long. RefSeq names its product anomalous homeobox protein-like. Gene Ontology annotation, molecular function: DNA-binding transcription factor activity, RNA polymerase II-specific; RNA polymerase II cis-regulatory region sequence-specific DNA binding. The transcript has 9 exons. Bases 1 to 1416 code for a protein of 471 amino acids. The record is from RefSeq and is a predicted model, not a curated record. Gene Ontology annotation, cellular component: nucleus; transcription regulator complex. Lineage: Eukaryota; Metazoa; Chordata; Mammalia; Chiroptera; Vespertilionidae. Gene Ontology annotation, biological process: skeletal muscle fiber development; regulation of skeletal muscle cell proliferation; regulation of transcription by RNA polymerase II.
AUGCAGAGUUUCCUGAAGCUGCUGCGGGACAGUGGAGGUGCCAGCCCAUCUGUGGAGGAGCUGGAGAGCCUCGCGGGCAGGCUGUGCCGGGACCUGCAGGACGACUUCACCGAGGCACAGCCCUUGGUCACGGCCGUGCUGGAGAGCCAGCUCUUCCUGUACCUCCUGAGCAACAAGGACGUGGCGCUGGUGUGUGCCGGAGCGCUGGCCAAGCAGGAGCAGAACGAGGCCGCCUGCUGGCUCUUGGAGCGAUGCUGUGUUCCAGGAGGCAGUGAGGAGCUGGUGCAGCUCUGGAAUGACAUUCACUACCAUUUGGAGAAGAAGAGGCUGGGCGUGGCCACGCUGAGCUCCGGGCAGAAGUUCCGCUGCAGGAGGAGGAACCCGCCACCCCCCUCCCUCUGCCCUGACGGACUGAAGAGCCGCAGCUACCCCAGGGAGGUUCGCCAGAAGUUGCAGAGCUUCGCUUCGGGUGUGAGCAGCAGGCCCAGCCAGGCCCAGCGGGAGGCCCUGGCUGCAGAGACCAGCCUCACCAUGGAGCAGGUCUACACCUGGUUUGCCAAUUACCGCUAUCAUCAAAAGCUGAGGCUCCAGCGUUUGGAGGCGCAGCCCUCAGGCCACCGCCACCCCGGCUUCGUGGGUGGGCACCCACCUCAGUGGGCAGAGCGAGCCUCCGUCCACCAAGGGACAGUGUUCGUGGGGCUUCCCAGCUUUCUGCAGGGCGGCGAGAUGUAUGCGGAGGGGCCUGGUCGCAACCCAUCCACUGUCCCCGCCGUCCUCCCUGACCCUGGCUUCGCUGGGCUGGCUGCCCGCAGGGAUUUGCUGGACCCUUCAGCUGCACCCAAGCCCUGGCUGGUGUCCCUCACACCGGCGUCCUCCUGGGACGCUUCCGUUCAGCCUCUACAGCUGGUGCACAGUCACUGGCCGCACUUCUGGAUGCCUCCUCCGUACGCUUCUAUGUCGGUGUCCAUUCCCACAGUCGCCGAGCCCAGCUCCACAGGGCUCCCUGACCUGCCCGGCAGCCACCCCCAGAGCACAUUCCUGGAGGAGGGUCCGGGCACCAGCGUCAGCCUUUCAGGCAGCUUCCUGGUGACACAGCCCCCACCACAGGCUCCGGAGUUGGUCCUGCCCCAGAGCCCGUCCUUCUGCAUGACCUUCUCGCUGCACGUGUCCUCCAUGAGCCGCUCUGGUGCACUAUCCCCCCCGCCCUCGAGCCAUGUGCUUGUCGUGUCCCAUGGGCCCCUUUGCCUCCCGGAGCUGGCUCCUACCCCGUCGACCUUUCCCCGGCCUGUGCCUGCUGGGGAGCUGAGCGAGGCCCUGCCGUCCAACCAGGUGCGGUGGUCUGACUGCCAGGUCUCCAGCGAUGUCUUCUGGGUGGCCAAUGUGCUCCUUGAGCUUUCGGGGGGCAACAGGGGCUGA